Molecule: messenger RNA, 1608 nt
Organism: Leptopilina boulardi
Lineage: Eukaryota; Metazoa; Arthropoda; Insecta; Hymenoptera; Figitidae
Exons: 1
Coding region: 1-1608 (535 amino acids)
Source: RefSeq, a predicted model, not a curated record
AUGCCAGUGGGGUACAAAGUGUACGCGGAGGUGAUAAGGAGAAGGCUGGAGGAGAAGGUGGAAGAGCUAAAGUGUAUUCCGGAUAACCAAACGGGUUUCAGGAAAGGGAUGGGCACGCUGGACAAUAUUUAUGUGCUAAAUUAUUUAGUGAAUAGGAAUUUGGGAAGGGAAAAAGGAAAAUUGGUUACGGUGUUCGUUGAUUUUAAGGCGGCUUUUCCUUCGGUGAACAGGGGAGUGUUAUGGAGGGUGAUGAGGGAAAGAGGAAUCAACCAAGAAUUAAUAGAAAGGGUAAAGGAAUUGUACGAGGACACGAGGGAGAGAGUAAGGAUAGGGGAAGAAUUAGGUGAGGUAUUCUGGUUGGGAAGAGGGUUAAGACAAGGUUGCCCUCUGAGUCCUAUCUUAUUUAAUUUGUUGAUGGCUGAUUUAGAAGAGAGAAUGGCAAAAAGAGGAAAGGGUGGUGUGAUUCUGGGUAAGGGAAGAAUUUAUACGUUAGCGUAUGCGGAUGAUGUAGUGCUCUUGGCUGAUAAUGAAAGUGGUAUGAAAUUGUUAUUGAAAGAGUUUGAAAGGUAUGUGAGAGAGAUAGACUUGAAUGUGAAUAAAGAGAAAACGAAGGUGAUGAUUUUUAGGAAGAGAAAAGGAAAGGAUGAGGAAGAAUGGAUGAUGAAUGGGAAGAGAGUGGAAGAGGUGGAUGAGUUCUGCUAUUUAGGGUAUUGGUUUCAGAAAAAUGGGGGGCAUGAACUGAAUGUAAGGAGAAGAAUGGAAAGGGCAGGAAGAGUGAUUGGACAGGUGUGGGGAAUUGGUGAAAGAAGAUUUAAGGAUGACUGGAAAAGAAGAGUGUGGCUGUUUGAUGUGUUGGUGUGGUCGGUAAUGAGUUAUGGUGUGGAAAUAUGGGGAUGGAAGGAGAGAGGAAAGCUUGAGAGUAUGCAUGAGAGGUAUUUAAGAUGGACCAUGGGGGUAGACUGGAAUUGUCCGGGUUAUAUGUUAAGGGAGGAAUUGGGUAGGGAUAAGUUAAGUACUAGGCAGAGGAUGAGGGCGAUGGGAAUAGAAGAGAAAUUUAAACAAGGGAGGGGAAGCGCGAUCGCAAGGGAAUGUUGGAAGAAAAUUAAAACGGGGGAGGGAAGAGGGGUUAAAAAGAUGUCAAGAUGGGAAAGGGAUAGAGAAGAAGCAUUGGAGGAGGGAAGAGAGUGGGGUGGAAGAAAGAAAGAGGAGGUAAAGGGGUGGAUAAGAAAAGACAGAGAGGAGAGGUGGGAGAGGAUAUUAGGAUCGAAGUAUAAUAGAUGGUAUAAGAUGGUAAGGGGGGAUGGGAGACCAGAAUAUUUAGAGAAGGUGAGAAAAUGUGGAAAGUGGAAUAGAGUAUGCAGAUUUAGAAUGGGUGAAGGAAUGAGGGAAUGUAAAUAUUGGAUGGAUGAAGAGAGAAAGGAGUGUAGAGUGUGUGGCUAUGAGCGGGAAGAAUGGGGUCAUGUGUUGGAUGGUUGUGUGGGACGGAAGGAUGAGGGAAAGGGAGUGGAUGAAAGGGUGAGGUGGAUAUUGGAUGAGAAUGGGCAAGGGGAAAGGUGGAUGAGUGAGUUGGAAAGGAUAAGGAAGGACAAAAGGGAGGGGUUAGCGUGA